CUCUUGCUGGUCAUCUGCCCAUCCACACCUUAAAGCCAGCAUGGCCCGAAGCAAAGUCAGUCCAGUGAAUGGCAACAACAAACACGACAGUUCUCUCCAACAAUACAAUGAUACUGAUGGCCAUUUCUCCCUAGUCAGAAACUUCCGUCUAGCUGAUCUUGUUACCAUUAUGAACGGUGUCUGCGGCUCUUUCUCGAUAUUUUCAUCUGCACAGUACCUAUUAACGAACGAUGAUGAUUACUUGUUGUGGGCACUUGGUCUCCCACUGGCCGGAUUGAUGUUUGACUUCAUGGACGGUAAAGUCGCGAGGUGGAGAAAAUCAUCCAGUAUGCUGGGCCAAGAACUUGACAGUCUUGCAGAUCUGGUAUCAUUUGGUGUUGCACCUGCUGUGGUUGCUUUUGCUGUGGGCCUUCGGACGUACCUUGACACUGUAUGUUUGACUGGUUUCAUAUGUUGUGGUCUCGCUCGUCUCGCCCGCUUCAACGCGACUGUUGCGUUGAUCCCUAAGGACGCAGCAGGCAAGUCCAGGUACUUCGAGGGCCUUCCAAUCCCUUCGUCUCUGGGACUUGUCGCGAUUCUGUCAUACUGGGUUCGACGAGGUUGGGUUGAGGGCAAACAGGGGAUACCAGGAGGUCUCAUUACGUUGUGGGGAACACCAGGUGGCCGUGGGGAUAUUCACCCUGUCAGUGUUGUUUUCGGUUUAUGGGCAGCCGCAAUGGUCAGUAAAACCCUUCGAGUUCCAAAGUUGUAAUGUAGGGUAGUAGUUUUUUACUACUCCUGCUGGAGCACAUUAUGAUAGGGCACGGAUACUACGCCUAUAUACAUGUAGCGAUGAUUACUUACUUAAGGACUCUGAUAGUACGCGACUUGCAAUUGACUUGCAAACGAUGUUUUCAUGCCGUA
Molecule: messenger RNA, 903 nt
Organism: Suillus fuscotomentosus
Lineage: Eukaryota; Fungi; Basidiomycota; Agaricomycetes; Boletales; Suillaceae
Exons: 3
Coding region: 41-751 (236 amino acids)
Biological process (GO): phospholipid biosynthetic process
Cellular component (GO): membrane
Molecular function (GO): phosphotransferase activity, for other substituted phosphate groups
Source: RefSeq, a predicted model, not a curated record